CCUGCAGUGCAAAUAUUGGCGAGGUCUAUUUCCCGUACAGGUUGGAAAUAUUAUUACAUUAGUGCUGGAAGCAGCUCUUUUGGGAAAUAAUGGUGAUGACUCAAUAGUGAGACCUGUUCUGUAGGACAUUUGUGACCCCCCUCUCUGGCUGUUCCAAGUGUGAUUGUGGAAAAACUAUGAAUUAUGGAGGACUAAAGUAGCUCUUAAAGGUUACAUGUCCUGACACAAUGACUCGGUUUGUACCUAAGCAUCUCUGUGAUAACGAGUGAUUAUUUUUCUGGGAGCAAUGUCAUCUUUUGUGGCACGAGAAUUGUUCCCUCAGCCGGUGGAGGGCGGCACUGUCCUGGCCAUGGAUAUUUUGGCGAAGAAAUUUCAUGACCAAUCACUGGAGGAAUCCUCUACCAGUCAGAAUGCAUCUCAAAUUAAGUUUAUCCGUCCAGGAGAUGGUUUCAAAUUAAGUCGUAAUGCCGAAGCUAAAUUGGCAGGGGCAGACAAAAAAGUGUUUACAGUGCAGCUGAAGCCAGAUGAGAGCAACAAUGUUGUAAGUGGCUUUCCUUUGGGAGUUUACCCCGAUAACCUCAGGGAGCAGUCAGUGUGUGACAAGAACUCCAAUUGCCAGGUUGACCCACCCUCAAAGAGGCACUGCCGUUCAUUGUCAGUGCCGGCGGACAAGAUGUCUCCUAAAAUAUGGCAGCCACAGGAAACCCAUGUUUGGAGGCCUAUAGCUGUGAUAUCUAAUGACAGACAACGGACCAUAAACCCGUGUUACUUAAAUCCUUCAGAGACUGUUGACCCCACACAACAGACUUCAAAUUUUAGUAGUAUAGCUCCCACAAAUUUCCGUUAUGAGCCAGGAGGUCAAGGAUUACACAUACCCUCAGAUAUUUUUACCCCACCUGAAUCACCAGUGCCCCGCCCUUCAUCUGCUUCCACUUGUUCAGGUCGUCAUGACAUUUCAUCUUACCAAAAACUUCAUGCAUUUGAUAACCGUAGUCUUUCAUAUGAGGACCAAAUCUCAUCUAGCUCUUCAGCAGGUUCAACACCCAGUGUUCCUAUGUUUAUUGGUUCAGCUCAGUCAUCUCCGCACCGACACAGGAUUCCUCGGUGUCGGUCACAACCAUCUGUGCUGCAUGACAGAAAGUAUGGAAUCAAACGACGAAGAGAUCAUGACCAGAGACCAGCUCUGAAUUUCUUAAAAAUGACGGAGAAGCGGGUAUCACGUUUCCAUGAAGAAUUUGAGUCUGUGAUGAGUCUCAUGCCAAUAGCUAGUUCUCCUCUGGAUAAAGAUGUUCCUCUGAGUCGAGCCAUGGAGUCCAGCACAAGUCCAAUCACAGAGAUGGAGCAGGGAAGGAGAGGCAGUGCAGAGUUUUUAGAUUUUGACCCCACUGACUUUGAAGAUGGACCUGUCAAGCUAUUGGGUGAUGAGGUGGAGGAAAUCUUUCCUCUCCAGGAGGACUUAGAUUUAGAACAAAUUGAGACAAAUUAACUUUUGUUUGUCUUGACAAAAUUUAUCUAUAGAACUUUAAUCUGAAACUUGAAAUAUGUUGGUUUUUUUUCAAUGGAACAAAAAGAGAACGUAAGUUACAUAUCUUUUUCUUCUUCAUUACAAAAUAAUUUCCGUCCAGGUGGUUAUGAUUAAAUAUAGAUUGACUUAGAAGUGCAUCUUUAUACACAUAGUUGACAUUUUAAAAAAAAAUGUAAAAUACAGUAAGUGUUCAAAUAGCUUUGGAUUGAUAUUAGUGUAAAAAGAUUUUUAUGUGUAUAUAUACCUCAAUGGCAUCAAAUAUGUUGCAUUUACAAAUAAUUUUCACCAACAUAUAGGAGAUGCAUGUAUAAAAAAUUUCAUAUAAAUGGCAACCACAUUCCAGUCACAAAUUAUCCAUAUAUUUCAUCAAAGAAUUACAUCUCUGACCAAACAUUCUGGUAUCAAAUGGAACGUUGUCUCUGACCAAUAACUGAUUUUAAUCAAAAUUGUAUUUUGUGGGGUCUUGAUGUCUGUGGAUUUAUUCUGAAUUUUUGAAACUACAAUGAAAUGCAAUUCAUUGGACAAAACUUUUUAUUUUUUUAUUUUUUUUAUUUUUUUAUUAUAUAGAUGUGUGACUUAUAGAAGCAAACCCCACAAAUAUGAUUGUAUGAUAUGUCUCAGUCUUUUAUAUUUACAUAUAUUUGUUUAUUUUUUACUAUAUCAUGGCAUUCAAUGUCCAUUUUUAGUACCAUCUAUAAGAUGCAAGUGUUGAAAUCCAUUUUGAUUUUUGAAAAUCUGUGCAAUUUGACAAGCAACACAACCGCUAAGAUAGUUGUGUGAAGUGGUAUUUUCUAGUUUUGUUGAAGUUUACUAACUUUAUUGAAAAUCAGCAGGUCCUAGGGGGGGGGGGAUGGGGGGGGGGGGGGGGGGCAUAGAACUGAGCUUACUUUUGAUCCCAGUCUCUUGUUUUACUACUUUCCUUUUGUGAGACUCAGUCUUAGAUCAGAAAUAAGCAUGUCUUAGUGUUAUGGCUCCAUAGUUAGAGGCUAUAUCUUCUCUUCACAAUCAAGAAGCUAAUUUAAUUGAUAUAUCUCCCAAAUGCAUUUAAAUAGUGAAAUAUGUUCAAAAUUUUCAUGGAAGUUUUCACCAAGUAUUUCUAAGGAUUCAUGCAUCAAGUGUCAGACUAUCAUUUUUUACACCUUCAUUGAACAUUUGGGUGCAUUCAGAAACAUCCCACAUUCUAGACAUGCUGAUUUUACCAUGGGUUGUCAAUGGUUCCAAAGCUUUGAAAAUGUUAACCAAAGCUCAAGAAAGCUACCUUUGGCAACUAGUAACUAUUAAUUAUAAAAUUAUUAAAAAAGCCAUUUUAAAUUUUAGGGAAAACAACUAGGCACUGUGUUAAUACAGUGUGAAGGUCAAUUUGGUGGUCAGAUAGAUUUAUUUGACAUCUUAUCUUUUUUUGGAGUUUUUAUUUUGAUCUUUAUCAGUGGCAGUUAUGAAUAAGAGUCCCACCAUGCCUUGCUCAGUUGCCAGUAUGCAAGAGGAUACUAAUUACCAAAGCUUAUGGUAAAACUUAGGUACCAGUGGUAGAUACUAAUACCACCGGAUAGCAACAGUAGAACUGUGAAUGCACCCAUUGUAUUUGUCAAAAACUCAACUUCUCUCUAUGUAAUGGCAUAUCAUAAUAUCUGAUGAACAAAUGGCAGAUAAUUGACUUCAUAUCAACAGUUUUAUUACUGGUAUCAAAUUUAAAGAGCCUAUCUCUGUUGUCUGAAAUAAACAAACUCCAAUGCAGAUUUACUGCCAAAAGUAUUCCCACUUUAACUUUGUAGAAAGUGGUCAGAGUGUUUGAAAUAGAACCCAUGAAAAGUGCCUAAUCGAUGACAAAGCAAAUAAUUAUAUCAAUAUUAAACAAACAUUAUGUAAUACGCUGCGAGCGAUGAUUGAGUCUUAACACUUUAUUUGAAUAAAUAGAUGUAAUUUAAUGAACCAGUUAGGAUCAAUAUGGAAAGCAUACAAAAUCGAGAGCGAGCGAUUGAUUUAUAAAAAAAAUAAUAUUCAUAUAAUUGUGUCAAAUUUUGCAAAUGAGAUGAAGAUUGGAGAUUGUAUAGGGCUCAUUUACAUACUAUGUACAGAGAACAAAGCUGUAGUCCAUUAGCCAGGGACUAUACAUUUACAUACUAUGUACAGAGAACAAAGCUGUAGUCCAUUAGCCAGGGACUAUACAUUUACAUACUAUGUACAGAGAAAGCUGUAGUCCACUAGGCAGGGACUAUACAUUUACAUACUAUGUACAGAGAACAAAGCUGAAGUCCACUAGCCAGGGACUAUACAUUUACAUACUAUGUACAGAGAACAGAGCUGUAGUCCACUAGCCAGGCGACUAUACAGAUGCUUAUAAAGUGUGUAACUGUGUUGUAAUUAAUGCGAGAGAGAAAGAUCAUGGCAUUGUUAAAAAUCUGUGGUUAAUAAAUGAAAAUUGUUUCAA
Molecule: messenger RNA, 3953 nt
Organism: Ostrea edulis (European flat oyster)
Lineage: Eukaryota; Metazoa; Mollusca; Bivalvia; Ostreida; Ostreidae
Product: protein FAM53A-like
Exons: 5
Coding region: 287-1486 (399 amino acids)
Biological process (GO): protein import into nucleus
Cellular component (GO): nucleus
Source: RefSeq, a predicted model, not a curated record